This is a messenger RNA of Daucus carota subsp. sativus, 2604 nucleotides long. RefSeq lists its product as uncharacterized. Bases 1 to 2604 code for a protein of 867 amino acids. Lineage: Eukaryota; Viridiplantae; Streptophyta; Magnoliopsida; Apiales; Apiaceae. Gene Ontology annotation, molecular function: nucleic acid binding; RNA-DNA hybrid ribonuclease activity. The transcript has a single exon. Gene Ontology annotation, biological process: DNA integration. The record is from RefSeq and is a predicted model, not a curated record.
AUGGAGGUGUACGUUGACGACAUGUUGGUCAAAUCCAAGAAAGCCGACGACCAUGUGUCUCACUUGUCAGAUAUGUUCGAGAUCCUAACGAGAUAUAGGAUGAAGCUCAACCCCCAAAAGUGUGUUUUCGGAGUGGAAUCAGGAAAAUUCCUCGGCUUCACGGUCAACCACAGAGGUAUCGAGGCUAACCCCGUGAAGAUCAAAGCCUUGUUAGAUAUGAAGUCCCCGACCAACGUCAAGCAAGUACAAAGCUUGACAGGAAGAAUAGCCGCUCUGAACAGGUUUGUGUCAAAGUCCUCAGAAAAAUGCAAAGAGUUCUUCAAAGCCAUUAAGGGCGCAUCCAAGGACUUUGAAUGGACGGUAGAAUGUGAAGACGCUUUCGUGAAAAUCAAGAAACAUUUGGGCGAGCCACCUCUCUUAGCCAAACCCCAUGAAGGUGAGACACUCGUACUCUACCUAGCCGUCUCAGACUAUUCCAUUAGCGUCGUGUUAGUAAAGGAAGAUGCGGAAGGUCAAUCCCCGGUCUACUAUGUAAGCAAAAGAUUGUUAGACGCAGAGACUCGCUACACGAGUAUGGAGAAGUUGGUGUACGCCUUGGUACAUGCAUCCCGAAAGCUGCGACCUUACUUUCAAGCACACAAGGUAGAGGUCAGGACUGCAUACCCCCUUCGGCAAAUCAUGCAUAAACCGAAGGUCACGGGUAGGAUGAUGAAAUGGGCAAUCGAGUUAGGACGAUUCGACAUUGACUACAGGCCAAGAACCGCCAUCAAAGGACAGGCAUUAGCAGAUUUCAUUUUGGAAUUUCCGGAAGACGGAGAAAACUUCGACCUGUUAAUCAAGUAUGAUCCCGACCUACCACCACAACCGGACGCCCCGAAAGAGGAUAUCCCCGAGCUAUGGUGGAUAGUGCACACCGACGGAGCAGUAAACAAUGACGGGGCAGGUGCAGGUAUAGUGUUGGUAAGCCCCGAGGGACACAGGCUCUUGAAUGCAAUUCACUUCACCUUCCAACUAUCUAAUAACGACGCGGAAUAUGAGGCAUUAGUGGGAGGCUUAAAGCUGGCUCUCGAGAUGAAGGUCAGACGACUCGUGGUGAAGCUCGACUCAAUGUUGGUGGUGGAGCACAUAAAAGGGGGGUACCAAGCCAAGGGACCUAAGACAGCUAUGUAUCUUAAAUGCGUCCAAAGGUUGCUAGACCAGUUCGAGGAGGUACAAGUGAAUAAGGUACCAAGGGAGUUCAACGGAGACGCCGACGCCUUAGCAAAAUUAGGAUCGCAGAAAGACGCCGCCCUAUUAGGUGUGAUUCGACUAGAAGUUCAGGAGGUGCCUAGCAUCCCGGAGCUAGACGUCAUGGAGGCAGAAGACGGCGUCGAGCGUCAAACAUGGAUGACACCGAUAUGGGAUUUCAUUAAAGAAGGAAUAUUACCCGAAGAUAAGGCUGAAGCUCGGAGGUUAAGAUACAAAGCAACAAGGUAUGUGGAGUAUGAUGGCAAACUAUAUAAGAGGGGUUUCAACCAACCAUUACUGAAGUGUAUAGAUGGUGACGAAUGCACCUAUGUGUUGAGGGAGGUCCAUGAAGGCAUAUGUGGGAAUCACUCGGGAGGCAACUCGUUAGCUAUGAAGAUUCUGAGGCAAGGGUACUACUGGCCUACCUUAAGGAGUGACGCCUUCGACUUUGCCAGAGCAUGUGAUAAGUGCCAACGGUUCGCCAACUUUACCCAUAACAUAGCAACAUCCUUGACCAGCAUGACCAGUCCUUGGCCUUUUGCCAUGUGGGGGAUAGACUUGAUUGGGGAGCUCCCUAAAGCCAAGGGAGGUGUGAAGUAUGCAGUGGUAGCCGUGGAUUACUUUACCAAGUGGGCGGAGGCCGCGUCCUUAGCCACCAUCACAGCCAAAAAGAUUAAAGAUUUUGUUUUUAACUCUAUUGUGUGUAGGUUCGGAAUUCCUUACAAGCUGGUCUCGGACAACGAAAAGCAAUUCGACAGCAAGGAGCUGAGAGGCCUUUGCGAUGACCUUGGAAUUAAGAAGGACUUCGCAGCGGUGUACCAUCCUCAGAGCAACAGGCAGACAGAGGCGGUGAACAAAAUCAUCAAACACACCUUCAAGACAAAGUUAGAGGAUAGCAAGGGGAAUUGGCCAGAGGAACUCCCAAUGGUGCUAUGGUCUUACAACACAACUCCUAGAACUACGACUGGGGAGUCACCAUUCGUGUUAGCAUAUGGAUGUGAAGCCAUGGUUCCCAUAGAAGUCGGAGCUGGAUCGUUCAGAAGAGACUACUUUGAAAAAGUAGACAACGACGCCAACCAGAGACUAUACUUGGACAUGAUCGAGGAAAUCAGAGCUACGUCACAGAUUCGGCUAGCCGCUUAUCAGCAAAGGACGGCAAAGUACUACAAUAAUAAAGUGAAGGCCCAUCCGUUCCAGGUUGGAGAUCUCGUUCUCAGGAAGGUUGUACUCAACAACAGAAACCCUCAACAUGGAGUCUUCGGUGCCAACUGGGAAGGCCCUUACAGGGUAAAGGUCAUACUAUGGAAGGGAACAUACAGGUUGGAAGAUCUAGAGGGAAAGCCUGUUCCCCGCGACCUUGGAACGCGGAACAUCUGA